Molecule: messenger RNA, 2184 nt
Organism: Darwinula stevensoni
Lineage: Eukaryota; Metazoa; Arthropoda; Ostracoda; Podocopida; Darwinulidae
Source: the annotation of a GenBank genome assembly
UUUUUUCAUACAUGUACCUAGAUUUAUAUAAUUCUGCAAUUGGCUUGCAUUGGAGUCCUCCAAUUUUGUUCCAGAGAAGGCUUUCACUCAAAGGAAAUUGUCAUGAGUGCAAAAAAGACACUCUCAGACUUAGCAAAAACUAUUAAGAAGCUCAACUGGGAAAACAAAAAUCUCUUUGGGGAUCUCCUGGAAACACGGAACGAACGCAGAAAAGUACUCAAAGUGAAGACAGAAAGAAGAAAACCACAAGUGAAAGCAGACUCUAAACAAAACAGAGAAGUAGUGUCUUCUUUCUCCUACAGUGUCCUGAAAGUCUCCAAAUCAGACCAAUCUGAAGCAAAGAGAACAGUCCCCACUGUUGAUGAAAGCAAAAGGUCUCUUCCACUUGUUCUGGAUUCCACUUCUAACAUAUCAUCAGAGGGAAAGUUUCAGUCAGAAUUAGUAAAACCAGUAAAAAAUUCAGUCAUGAAACUGGGCUUGGACUUGCAGAAGUACCAGCUAUUUCAUCCUCAAGUACCAUCACCGCAGAGUCAGAUCAACAUUGGAUUCAUGCCAAGUGUUACAUCAAUCUUGUCAGAAACUAUGCCUGAAGAAAGUCGCCUGGCCCUUGAGAAGUGGAGAGCCAAAAUGAUUGCCCAGCUUGGGGAAGAGGGAUUCAGAUCAUAUGAAACUGAGCUGCUUGAGAAUGGGAAGCGUCUCCAUGCCGUCGUAAGGGAACGUCUUGAGGGCAAGCUUGAAGGAGAACUUUCCAUUGAUGCCUCCAUUGCGGGGUACUGGAGGAGUUUGGGAAAGACAUUGGAUAGGGUGUCAGAAGUGAAAUGUCUGGAGAAGCGUCUCACCCACUCGGUGUUACCUUACAAGGGCAUUGUUGAUUGUGUGGCCAAAUAUAGGAGUGCAGUGGCUGUCAUUGACUGGAAGACAGCUCAACGGUCCAAGCCACAUUUAAGUCACCUGUAUGAUGCUCCUCUGCAAGUAGCGGCCUACAUGGGAGCUUGGAAUUCUAUAUGUCCCCCUGAGAAUCAGAUCUCCCAUGGUCUGAUUGUGGUGGCUUAUUCAUCAGGUGAUCCAGCCCAUGUUCAUCUCCUUACAAAGUCAAAAUGCCUGGAAUACUGGAGCCAGCCUGUAGGACAGGACCAGGAGAUUUUCUUUGUUGGACUAGAAGGGAAAAUGUCAAGCAAAGUGAAGGAGCUGUUGGAGGACUUCUGGACAUGGCGGCUUGAUGAAGCUCCCGAGUUCUCCACCUUGAUUGGGCACAAAGAAAGGAAUGGAAAACUAGAUAGCUGGAGCUUUGACUCAUUGAAUGGAAGACUGAAUGCAGUUGAAAAGUUCAAGGAACGAAUCCAUGAACUUCAGAGUGGAGAGGACCUUACUAAGAUGGACAAGGACAAUCUUGAAUGCUUUGAGGAGGACCUCCGGCUCUUCAUUGAGGGCUUCAAAUUCAAGGGCUACCUCUACCCAGUCAACUUCAUUGAGGGUCCUCAAGUGGACCUUGAUCGAAUGAUCAACGAAUGGACCAAGUAUGAGGAUGAAGCAGACUACACAAUGCUCCUAUCCAGGUUCAGGCAGAUCCCUCAACAGCUCCAAGAAGUUGAGCUCAUUUUGGACGAGGGCAUUAGGAGCAAUCUCACUUUGCACAAGCUGUCACUAACAGGAGUGGAGAACCAGUUUGAGAAGUUGCAGGGAGACCCAGAGAAUACACCUUUCUUCAAACCAUUCCUCAACUUCCCCAAGGCGAUCUCGGACGAGCAGCAGGUGGCUCUCAAAACCCAAGCCAAAGAGUUGAUCAAGGAUCAGAUACAACCAGCUCUUGAGAAGCUCCAGAGGUUCCUGAAGGAGAAGUACGAGCCCAAUUGCAGGCCACACGUUGGCUGUACCACACUUCCCAAUGGGAAAGAAUAUUAUCAGCAGUGCCUCCGUUAUCACACAUCCACAGAUCUCUCUCCUGAGGAGAUCCACAAAAUUGGUCUUUCAGAAGUGGAAUCCAUUGAGAAGCAGAUGAAAAAGAUCAUCAGCUCCCUUGGGAGGAAAGAAGAGAUUAGGGAGUUCAUGGAGAGCAUCCGCACAGACCCACAGUUUGCCUUUGACAGUCCAGAUGAGCUGUUGGAUGGAUAUCGGAAGAUCCUCGAGAAGGACAUAGAGCCAAAGCUCCCAAGUAUUGUCCUACAUGCACCCAAGCUGAAGAUU